Molecule: messenger RNA, 1193 nt
Organism: Megalops cyprinoides (Indo-Pacific tarpon)
Lineage: Eukaryota; Metazoa; Chordata; Actinopteri; Elopiformes; Megalopidae
Product: UAP56-interacting factor
Exons: 9
Coding region: 221-1120 (299 amino acids)
Biological process (GO): mRNA export from nucleus
Molecular function (GO): mRNA binding
Source: RefSeq, a predicted model, not a curated record
GCCAGUAAAACUAACCAGCCGCAAGGCAAGUUCAGACCUGUAGUGCGACCAGUGGGCUAUUAAAAUACAAGAAAGUUUAAAAGACAUCUAUUUGAUAUUAUUUUUUGCUGCAUAAAAUUGGGACAUAAUUUACUGUGAACUGCUCUAGAAGCCAGGACCUACAAGCAGCAGCGGACAAGUCGAAAACGCCCACAAAGCCUUUGCCUUUCAAAAGAACACGAUGGGUGACAACGGAGCGGAGUCGGAGAAAAUGGAGGUCUCGCACAGUUCAGAGAAGAUUGACAUGACACUUGAUGAAAUUAUACAGCUCAACAAAAAGGAGCAGAAAUCUGCCCCGGGGGCCCCAUGGGUGAAGAACAAGCGGGCAGCCAACAGAAAUUCCGUCCUCAGAAAGCUGGACAGGGAAGGGCAGCAGCGGUUCCCCUUCAAACGAAGGGCCUACCAGUACCAGCAAGGAACUUACAGACCAAGGUUCAUUGGACCCUAUAGGCAAGGCUUCUACAGAAGAAGACCCAACUACCUGAGAAAGGCCACACCAGGGGGUAGUGGACUCAGCCCCCUGAACAGGAAACCCUGGAGUGCAAAGAGUGCAGACCCGAACCAACCCAAAGCGCAGGCCUGGUUCAGCCGGAGGUUUUACCAGCCCUACAGAGGCCCACCACGAGCUCUGAGAAGGGCUCCUCAGCCAUACAGAGGGCAGAAAUUUCAGCCUGCCCAGCAAAAGCAGGGACAAAAUGCAAGACCCAUCACCCUAAACAGAGAGUUUCCUGCUCAAAAAACGAAUGACAAAAUCGGGAGAUACCAGAAAGUCCGGAGAUGGAGAGCAACGCCCUCUACUGGUUCCAUCUUGACAGUGUCCGUUCCCAACUCAAAGGCAACUCAAGAGUCACAGGCAAAGGUCAAGCAGUCUCCAGUUACAGACCGGCCCUCCGACACGGGAUCCCCUUCGCCGCCUCAGCCCAGAGGAAUCCCACUCAGAUUCAACUUCAAGGCCGUAGCCAAUCAGACAGGGGUGUCUCUGAACGACCGCUUCACGGGGCUUAAAAUUCGAGGGGAUGCCAGCCACAGACCGUGGAGGGGGAGGGGCAGGGGGAGGGGCCGAACUGUCACCAUGCAGUGACUAGUGCAAUGCCGCUCCUGUCCCAGGCCAUUUGGACCGCCAUGACACCCCCCCCCCCCCCCUUAUCUCUCUC